Theileria parva strain Muguga is the source of this 1497-nucleotide messenger RNA. RefSeq names its product DnaJ C terminal domain protein (gene dnaJ). The transcript has 6 exons. Bases 50 to 1474 code for a protein of 474 amino acids. Gene Ontology annotation, cellular component: cytoplasm. NCBI's taxonomy places the organism in Eukaryota, Apicomplexa, Aconoidasida, Piroplasmida, Theileriidae. Gene Ontology annotation, molecular function: heat shock protein binding. The record is from RefSeq and is a predicted model, not a curated record. Gene Ontology annotation, biological process: protein refolding.
GUUACAUACAAUUUUUAAAUUAUGGAACGUUUAUAUUUAAAUAACCAUAAUGCUAUUUUUAACGUACAAAUAUAUUAGAUUUAUCUUCUUCAUAUUCACAUUUAGUAAUUUUAAUUUAACUGUAUCAAUUAACAUUAAAAAAAAUAAAACGCUCCGUAGUAAUAUUGGAAUAUUAAAUAACAGACUUUUAUUUAUUAGAACUCCCAGAAACAGGUUUUUGACAGCUGGAUUCCUUAACCCAUUCCUUUAUAAAUCUUCUUUUGAUGUUGAUUCCAUCAACGGCUUGGAAUCUUUAAACGAUUUUUCCAAAACAAAGGCUAAAAAUAAUAAUUUUGGAUAUGAAAGCGAUUUUGUAGAUUACUAUAAGAUUCUCUCACUUGACAAAUCAUGUUCUCAUGACGAUAUUGUUGAUAAAUAUAAUAACAUAAAUGAGUCUUUGAACACACUUCCAAGUGUUGAUCCUAAACUUAGGUCGGAUGUGGAUUUGGCAUAUAAAGUUCUUUCUGAUGAAAGUAGUAGAAAGGAUUAUGAUAAGUUAUAUGAUGACUAUAAUCAGAGAACUACUGCUUACUACGUCGAUUCAAAAUUUGAUGAUGAAACAGAUCAUUACGACGAUGACACAUCGGAUGAAAUUGAAAUUUCCAUCAUAAAUGAUGACGAUUCACCUGAGUUAUCACUAGGCUUGGGUAAUAACAUAUUUGGCAACUUUUUCUCAAAUCUUUUUGGAUUAAGUAAGCCUACUGUUAAGAGAACGAAGCAGAGUAAAGUGAGAACGAAUUCAAGGCUUGACUUAACGUGUGAAGCUGAUGUUGAUUUAAAAACACUUUUAAUGGGAGGAAAUGUUACAAUACCAGUACAUAAAUGGGAAAAUUGCAAUUUUUGUAAUUAUAAUGACGAUUCUAUGAAUGAAUUCAUAGACCAAUGUAAUGUUUGUAAAGGACAAGGAAUGGAAACUAAAGAGAAGAGAACCAAGAACGGAUUUUUUAGAAGUUCAAGAACAUGCACAAAGUGUAGAGGAACAGGAUAUCAAAGAUUAAAGGACUGCAAUAAAUGUGAUAAUACUGGAAGAGUUCUCAAAGAUUCUACGGUUAAAGUGAAUGUGCCUGUUAAUUCAAAAUCGGGAUCAACAAUAAAGAUUAGGGGAAAAGGACAUUCAGGUGGUUUUCACCUAAGGGACGGUGACCUGUAUGUUAAAUUGAACGUGAAAAGCACCAAUGAAGAAUAUAUUCAUGGUAAUAGAAUUGUUACUGUUUGUAAUAUUCCAUACACAAAAGCUAUUCUGGGAGGGAAGAUUAAAGUAAGAACGUUUAGCGGAGAACAUGAGAUAGAAGUACCAUCAUGUUCACAGCAAGGUGAUGAGAUUAAAGUAGGGAAAUAUAAUAACAUGGAUCACUAUAUCAAGCUUAAUGUGCAACUACCAAAAACUUUGUCGAAAGAUCAAAAGGAUUUACUGGGUAAAAUUGAUGAAAACUAAAUUUAAUGUGUCGAUUUAUGUUA